AUGGGUGGUGGAAAUAACAAUCUUUGUAAGUUGGAUCAUGUUAAAUCCAGGACAUCAAGGAAUGAGACUGAAAUACAAGCAUUGCUGGCCAUCAAGGCUCGAAUACCUCUUGAUCCUUACGGGGUCUUCAACUCCUGGAAUGAUUCUCUACAUUUCUGCAACUGGCCAGGAGUAAUAUGCGGUCGCCGGCAUCGGAGAGUGACCGUCCUACAUCUAUCAUCACUCAAGCUGGCAGGUGACCUUUCUCCCCACAUAGCCAACCUCACGUUCCUUAGGGUGAUCGAUCUCGGGAACAAUAGCUUCCGUGGUCAAAUCCCUCGAGAAGUGACUCGAUUGCGUCGUCUAGAGGCAUUGCUUCUCACUAACAACUCCUUCCAAGGUGAACUUCCAAGAAACCUUAGUCAUUGUUCGAACCUAAAAGUCAUCGACAUAGUGGGAAAUACGCUCGGUGGGGAAAUACAUGCCGAGAUCGGUUCAUUGUCUAGCCUCCAAACUCUUCAACUAACCAGGAACAACUUCAUAGGAACAAUUCCACCGUCAUUAGGGAACAUCUCUUCUCUACUUCAUCUUUCCCUGAUGCAGAACCACCUCGAAGGAAACAUUCCAAGUGAGCUCGGCCACCUCACCAAACUAAAAUUUCUUCAGUUGUCUUUAAACAAGCUCUCUGGUACAGUUCCUAAUAAACUAUAUAAUAUCUCAUCCAUUUAUUUUUUUUCUUUAGCUGAUAACCAGUUACAAGGUCAGAUCCCUCCUUACAUAGGCUUGACCCUUCCUAAUCUUGAGUUCGUUUCUCUCGGGGAAAACAACUUUUCAGGGCCAAUUCCAACAUCAAUAGUCAAUUUCUCCAGGCUCGUAAGCCUUGAACUGGGUGUAAAUGCACUGGCAGGACCGAUACCAAGGAAUUUGGGAAGCCUUCAAAAUAUAGAAUACUUGAACUUAGGUACCAACUUCCUUGAGAGUUCCAAUGAUUUAAGUUUUCUCACUUCAUUGACUAACUGCACCAAUCUUGUUUUCUUAGCUUUAUCCAAAAAUAACCUCACAGGCAUUUUGCCUGAUUCAAUUGGGAAUCUCUCUGCAAAUCUCAAUCAAUUGCGAAUUCAAACCAAUUAUAUAUCCGGUACCAUACCGAAAGAGAUGGGAAACCUUGUAGGCUUGGAGUGGCUUGGACUAUAUGGAAACAUGCUGACAGGCAGUAUACCUGAUUCUGUUGGAAAAUUUUCCAAGAUGAAAUAUUUCGGUGCUUUCAUAAAUAGAAUCACAGGGGAAAUUCCUCAUUCUUUGGGAAAUCUAACCCAACUAAUUCAGCUCAGCCUAUUUGAUAAUUUGCUGGAAGGACGCAUACCAACAUCUUUGGGUAACUGCAGUUACUUGGUACUAUUGGAUCUAUCAAGGAAUCGUCUUAAUGGCAUGAUACCGAAGGAAGUUAUCGGUCCCUGUUCCUUCUCAAUACAACUUUACUUUGAUUCAAAUAGUUUAACGGGAACUUUGCCACCAGAGAUUGGAAACUGCAAAAAUCUCAACGUGUUGGAUGUAUCAAGGAACAAACUUCAUGGGGAGAUUCCAACCUCUCUUCAAACUGUGUGA
Messenger RNA from Hibiscus syriacus, 1584 nucleotides. Its product is annotated as putative receptor-like protein kinase At3g47110. Gene Ontology annotation, molecular function: protein binding. The record is from RefSeq and is a predicted model, not a curated record. NCBI's taxonomy places the organism in Eukaryota, Viridiplantae, Streptophyta, Magnoliopsida, Malvales, Malvaceae. The transcript is spliced from 2 exons. The coding region runs from base 1 to 1584 and encodes 527 amino acids.